This is a messenger RNA of Vespa velutina, 717 nucleotides long. Its product is annotated as tigger transposable element-derived protein 1-like. Bases 1 to 717 code for a protein of 238 amino acids. The record is from RefSeq and is a predicted model, not a curated record. The transcript is spliced from 4 exons. NCBI's taxonomy places the organism in Eukaryota, Metazoa, Arthropoda, Insecta, Hymenoptera, Vespidae.
AUGCUGAAGCCUUAUUUCCAAAUACCUCGGAGUCCUAGGAUGCAAGAUUGGAAGGUCCAACAUAAGUACUCCCUUAAAAUGAAUAAUUAUAGCCAAAAGAAAGUAAAAAGACAGGCAAUUCCAUUAGAAACAAAAAUUCUAAUAUUAAAUAGACUAACAGAUGGUGAAGGAUCCACAACUGUUGCUAACGAAUUUAAAUUAGAAAAGACGGAAAAGGCUCUCGUGUUGUGGGUUAAAGAUUUAUCUAAAAAACGAAUCCCCGUUCACAAAGAAUUAAUUCAAGAAAAAGCUAGACAGUAUUUCAAUCAACUGAAAGAUUUAGAAUCAAAUUCGUCAUACUGUUUACGAAACAUACAAGGCGAGGCAACGUACGCCGAUGAAACAACUGCUAUGAAUUAUCGCAAAGUAUUAGCGGAAAUCAUUGAUGAUGGUGAAUCUUGCCCAGAUCAAGUAUUUAAUGCAGAUGAGACUGGGUUAUUCUGGAAAAAGAUGUCCAACCGAAAAUUUAUUGCGAAAUCGGAGAAAACUGCAAGUGGUUUUAAAGUGGCAAAGGAUCGAAUCACACUUCUUUGCAGUAAUGUCUCUGAUGCAAAGAUAUUAACACAACUUAUUAUAAAUAAAGCUUUACACCCACUGAAGUACAGUUCAUGGCCAGUAAAUAAGCAUGGGUCACAUCAGCUGUAUUUGCAACAUGCUUCAACGAUUCUUUUGUACUAG